UCGGCUCUGCCUCCAGUCGUGCCAAGCGGGCGGAGGACCCGGCGCUGGGCACCCGCAGCCGCGUAAGGAACCGAGGCGGCGCGCAGCUGGAGGCGCAGAAUCGCGGGGCUGAGGCGGGAACUCGCAAGAGAAGAAGGAAGCGGUCCAGGGACAGCCACCAUGUCCUUCCCGCACUUUGGACACCCGUACAGCGGCGCUUCCCAGUUUCUGGUGUCUGCAAGUUCCAGUGCCACUUGCUGCGAAUCCGCCCGGCGCUCCGUCCCAGAUGUGGCCUCAGGCUCCACCCCGGCGGCCGCCCUCUGCUGCGCAUCCUACGAUGGUCGGCUGCUGGGCAGUGCGCGGCCGGAGCUCGGCGCGGCCUUGGGCAUCUAUGGAGCCCCAUACGCAGCCGCCGCCGCGGCCCCGAGCUACCCAGGCUACCUGCCCUACAGCCCAGAGCCGCCCGCGCUGUACGGGGCGCUGAAUCCGCAGUAUGAAUUUAAAGAGGCUGCAGGGAAUUUCACACCUGGCCUGGCACAACCAGGAGCCUAUUAUCCCUAUGAGCCGACUCUGGGGCAGUACCAGUAUGACCGGUACGGAGCAGUGGAGUUGAGUGGCACGGGCCGGCGGAAGAACGCCACCCGGGAGACCACGAGCACGCUGAAGGCCUGGCUCAAUGAGCACCGCAAGAACCCCUACCCCACCAAGGGCGAGAAAAUCAUGCUGGCCAUCAUCACCAAGAUGACACUCACCCAGGUGUCCACCUGGUUCGCCAACGCGCGCCGGCGCCUCAAGAAGGAGAACAAGAUGACUUGGGCGCCCAAGAACAAAGGCGGGGAGGAGAGGAAGGCAGAGAGUGGAGCAGAGGAGUCCCUGGGCUGCCUGAACAGUGACACCAAAGAUGGUACUGCAAGCCAGGAGGCUCGAGGGCUUCGGCUGAGUGACCUGGAAGACCUGGAGGAAGAGGAGGAGGAGGAGGCCGAAGAAGAGGCAGUGGCCACAGCUACGGACAGGCUGGCUGAGUUCCAGAAAGACUUGCAGUCGCUGCCCGCGCCCUGCGUCACCCCUCGGGAGGCCCGGCUGGAGCGCAGGGAGUGCGGCCCGGCGGCGCGCCCCUUUGCAUUCCCGGAGUCCCCGGGGUCGGGAGAAGCUGACUUCCUGCGGGCCGAGCCGGGGGGCCCCAGGUUGACCAUGCACUACGCCUGCAGCGAGAAACCGCGCAUCUGGUCUCUGGCGCACACUGCGGCCGCCGGUGCGGUCGAAGGUGCAACGCCAUCCCCUCCCAGGCCGCGAAGUCCCGAGUGCCGUCUGAUACUGGGACAGCCUGCAGGCGCGGGCGGCCGACCCGCCGUCCCCAGAGACUCCGUGUGCGAAGAGUCUUCCCGCGUAGCCAAAGCCUUUGGAAACCGCCCGUUUGCCCCGCAGGGGCUGCUGAUGAACUGUGCGCCGUGCCCGCGGCGGAGGGAGCCCGCAGUGCACUGCCAGUACCCGUCUGGAGCAGAAGGUUAGCGCAAUGACUGCGAUUUGCGGAAGGAUCUUGGAAAGAAGCCCUACUUUUCGAACUCACUUCCAUGCUCAGACGCUGGGAGACCUGGCCAGAGACUGGGGGGCUCUCACUUUGCCUAGGAGGCAGACAAACACACAGACACCCUUCUACCGGCUCUUCUUGCACGCAGAGCUGGGAGUGGCGGGCGGACGUGCACCGCGUCAGACCGGCUGGAGGAGGGGGCGGCUGGGCACCUUGGGCAAGGCCAAGUGGGAAGGCCGGGCAAGUCCGCCUUGCGCACCCACCCAGUAUACCAAGUCUCCCUCCCUCCUCUUGAUACAGGGUCUGAAGCA
Molecule: messenger RNA, 1818 nt
Organism: Ailuropoda melanoleuca (giant panda)
Lineage: Eukaryota; Metazoa; Chordata; Mammalia; Carnivora; Ursidae
Gene: IRX6
Product: iroquois homeobox 6
Exons: 6
Coding region: 160-1488 (442 amino acids)
Biological process (GO): neuron differentiation; cell development; regulation of transcription by RNA polymerase II
Cellular component (GO): nucleus
Molecular function (GO): RNA polymerase II cis-regulatory region sequence-specific DNA binding; DNA-binding transcription factor activity, RNA polymerase II-specific
Source: RefSeq, a predicted model, not a curated record